Molecule: messenger RNA, 2929 nt
Organism: Polistes canadensis
Lineage: Eukaryota; Metazoa; Arthropoda; Insecta; Hymenoptera; Vespidae
Product: zinc finger MYND domain-containing protein 11
Exons: 9
Coding region: 438-2318 (626 amino acids)
Biological process (GO): regulation of transcription elongation by RNA polymerase II
Molecular function (GO): protein binding; transcription corepressor activity
Source: RefSeq, a predicted model, not a curated record
UAAUUUGUGUUAAAAAUUGUUCUUUUUUGAUUAAAAAAUUGUUAAUGGCGAAUGUAAAAAAAAAUUUAAUCGGCAUAUAAUUGUGAAUGUUUCGAUGCGUGCGCAUCAUUAAGGUUAUGUCAGACUCGUGACGUGCGCACAGUAUUCGUACGCGUCUUUUAUCAUUUAAUUAUCACUUUAUUUCGUGUUGUUGGGCGUUAUAAUGAAUUUUAUUUUCUAAUCUAACGAAUCUUAAAAAAUCGUGUGAAUAAUCGAUUAGAAAAUUGGCAAACUUAUCAGGAUUUCUAUUUUUUUUUGCCAAUUAACGAAAAAAAUAUUUGCACGAGAGGAUCAUCCAUUAUCUCUAAACGAAUUUUGCUCAAUACAUUCUGACAAAUAAAUUGACUGCGAACUUGUAGAACGGAUGACAAGAUAAUUGUAUUUGAUUUGUAGUUAUCAUGUCUAUUCGUCGGAGAACUGAUUCCUUUGCAAUUCAACGUAUAUGGGAUGCCAUAAAAAUAACAGUACAUCAAAGAAGUUUACCUAGCAAUGAACGCAUGGUACGACACUUGGCACGUGUUUAUGGAAUUACCGAACAACAAGCUCAAGAAGAAUUGAACAAAGCUGUCGAAGAUAAACUUGUAAUUUUAAAAAGAGUACCAUCGAAGGCAGGAAUAGAACAAGAAAGUUACAGAUUACCAAUAGAACCACCAGAAAAAACUGAUCAUGAUUGGUAUUGUUAUAAAUGUCAAAAAGCUGGCUUGGUAGAAUCCUGUCAAAAAUGUUAUAGAGUAUAUCAUCCCAAUUGUCAUGUGCCUACAAAUACAAAAGUAAAAAUGUGCGAUUUUUGUGAGAAAUUAGAUACCGACACAUAUUCAGACAAAUCUGAUCUCAAUCAUAUACUUACUUUCACAUGUGGUCAUUUAAAAGCAAAGUUACCACUAGAAAUAACAAAUCGUACUAUAGUCUUUAAUAACGAUCUCAUUGUUGUACCAACAAGCAACUUUUCUGGACCUACUUGGAUAAGUGAAGGUGAAGAUGCAUGGCGUCCUGGUUUUCUUAUAAAAAAUCAUAUGGAUUUGGCUAUUAUGGAUUCUAAAAUAAAUAAGAAAGAGUACAACAAUUUAACAGAGUUUCAAGCAGAUGCACACAAUAUUCUUCAUAACAUUCUUUUAUAUCAUGGAGCUCACAGUAUAAUUGGAGAAAUGGGCAACACAAUGUAUCAAGAUUGCUGUUACGAUCUUCAAGAAAUUCGUCGGUGUGCAGACUGUUACCGAAUAUCAAAUGAGAAAUCGGAGAAAAUGUGGUUCUGUAUACCAUGCAACCCACCGCAUCAACUUGUUUAUGCUAAACAAAAAGGAUAUCCUUACUGGCCAGCUAAAGUUAUGCAAAUUAAUGGCAAUGUCUACGAUGUUCGAUUCUUUGGAGGGCAUCACAUGCGGGCUAACAUAGAGAAAGUUUUUAUUCGGCCAAUUAGUGUCAGCUUACAAUCUUUACAGCCUUCGGAAAAGGGCAAGUGGAAAGAAAUGAAGAUAAAGAGAUCGACAGCAUGGAACAGAGCUUUCGAAGAAUUGAAACAUCAUCAACACUUACUACAAAAGUCCGGGAAGGCUGUAGAAGAAAUAGAUACUGGCAGUGACUAUGAGGGACCCAAAGCUGCUAAAAUUGGACGCACAGAUACAGGAAGUUUGAAAGAAACUACUCUCAAAAGUAAUCCAACUAAACAGAUUAUAAAAGAUUUAAGAGUUAAAGUUGAACGUUUAAGUACUGAUGGUCAUGCAGACUUAAUGGCGUCUCGAGAGACUGCAGAAAAUAAAUCUCCGAAAAGUAAAGCUGGAAGUGAAGAAAGAACGGUACCACAUUUAGCAGUAGCGGAGGAUGAACCCACAAGAGAAAUAUCCAGUACGUGUCCACAAGGUUUAAAAAAGGAAGGAUCUCAAGAAGAUAUGGUAACAUCUAGUUCUCAAGAACCAAGAUCCAAAUGUGUUCUCGUGCAAACGGAACAAAUUCAAACAGAAGUGAUACCAGCGAAGAUUAAAAGGGAACGUAGAACAUCCGAACAACCUAUAACAACAGCAUUAGAAAAAUUACGAAGAGAAUUGGAACUUGAUAAAUGCAGAGAAAUGGAGAGACUUCAAGCAGAACAUGCUAAAGAGUUGAGACAACUAACUGAGAGACAUCAACAGAUUAUAUCCGAAAUUAAAAAGAAACAAUGGUGUUACAACUGUGAAGCAGAAGCAAUAUAUCAUUGCUGUUGGAACACAGCUUACUGCAGUACAGAUUGCCAACAAGUACAUUGGCAACGCGAACACAAAAGAGUUUGUCGGCGUAAACGUUAAUUAAUUAUAAGGUGCAAUAAAUCUUAUAAUAAUAUGAUUUUAUUAUAGAAUAAGAAACAUAAGAAACUGUAUGUUUCUUCUUUUCUUUUUGUAUUUUAUUUUUGAAUGGGAAAAAAAAGUAAAAUACAGUAAUGUAUAUAUUCGUAACACUAAUUCAUCGUUUCUUUCUAGAGAUUUCUUAGAUGAAAGUAUUUUUUAAGUAUAAAUUUAUAUUUUUCAAUCGUGCUAUAUAAUAUGUAACAAUUUAAUUUAUUCAAUGUUUUGUUUAGUUAUUAAUAAUCAAUUUAUAUAAUUGUUUUUUUUAUAUUACAAAACAUAUACGAUUACUAAUUUCAAAUUAAAAUCAUAUGACUAAUGAUCUUAUAGAAAUGUUAACGUAUAUCAAAGAAAGUGUUUUUAAUUAUAAAAUGAAUUUAUUAUUUAUACUUUCAUUUAAGUAUUUAAUCUAAUGGUCAAUCAAUUAUAUUAGAUUUACGAUUUUAUUUGUUUUGGAAUAUUUCUUAUAUUAUUAUGUUAACAAUUUUUAAAUCACACAAUAUUAAGUAAUUAAUAAGUAUAUUUAAUAAGUCACAAGGUUUGUGAAUAAAAAAAAGUAGUGAUACUUUAAUCAA